GACUACAUCUUCUCUAUAUUGACUGGCUACUGUGAUCCACCAGCUGGUGUGGAACUGAGGGAGGAUCUUUAUUUCAAUGCUUAUUUCCCUGGUCAAGCUAUAGCAAUGGCACAAGCCUUGUACAAUGAUAUCAUAGAGUAUGAAGACGGAACUCCUGCRUCUGUCAGUCAGCUAGCUAAAGAUGUCAGCACCUUCCUCAAGUGGUCAGCAGAACCCGAUCAUGAUGAUCGCAAGCGCAUGGGAAUGAAGGCUUUGGUUAUUUUAUCUCUUAUCUUGGCCGCAUCAUACUACUACAAACGUCAUAAGUGGACCGUCCUGAAGAGUCGUAAAAUAGCCUAUCGACCCUCUCCACACACAUAACCAUAAGGGCACUGAUGGGAAGUGCUUGUGUAUUGUAUUAUUGAAGGAAAUAUGAAAGCAACCUCUAAUGGUUGACCAGAAUUUUUUAAAGAUCUUGUAAAUGGUUGAUAUCUUUGUUUUAGAAUCCAAGUCAAAGUGUCAUUUACCGUGUUAAUUCGAUUUUGUGAUUAAAGUCACUGAAACAUUAA
Messenger RNA from Exaiptasia diaphana, 548 nucleotides. Its product is annotated as cytochrome c1, heme protein, mitochondrial. Lineage: Eukaryota; Metazoa; Cnidaria; Anthozoa; Actiniaria; Aiptasiidae. Gene Ontology annotation, molecular function: heme binding; electron transfer activity. Gene Ontology annotation, biological process: mitochondrial electron transport, ubiquinol to cytochrome c. The record is from RefSeq and is a predicted model, not a curated record.